UUCCCGAAACCCUCUCCGGUCUCCUCCCCUGCUCCGGGUUUCGCCCGAACUUCCCUUCUCUGCCCUAAACACCCGCGCUCGAAACCAUGUCCUUCGUGAACGAACACAUUCACCAUUAGAGCUAGCUGGGAAGAAACGAAGGGAUCGCGGCUUACAGAGACUACCGAAACUUCCAUCUUUCUCAUCCUUCCUCUCUGUUCCUGCCAGAAACCAUUGAGGAAGGUUAAAUCCUGCUCAAAUCCUUUUGCCAAACAGCACUUUCUCCUUUCCAAUUUGUUUCAUCAACAAUGGCGGAGCCCUCACCUUCAACGUCGAAGGAAGCUAUGCUCAUGUCUUCGGAACUCUAUCCAUCCGUGGACGAUCUUCCAUACGAAGAAGAAAUUCUCCGCAACCCUUUUAACUUGAAGCUGUGGUGGCGCUACCUUAUAGCCCGCGCUGAUGCACCCUUUGAUAAGCGCCGUGUCAUCUACGAACGGGCCCUAAAGGCCCUCCCGGGGAGUUACAAGCUGUGGCACGCUUACCUGCGGGAGCGGCUCGAUCGCGUUCGCGCUUUUUCAAUCUCCCACGAUCUCUACGGCCAACUCAACAACACCUUCGAGCGCGCGUUGGUUACCAUGCACAAGAUGCCCCGCAUCUGGAUCAUGUACCUCACAUCCCUCACUGAGCAGCGCCUAAUCACGCGUGCUCGCCACACCUUUGACCGUGCCUUGUGCGCCCUGCCCGUCACCCAGCACGACCGCAUCUGGUCUCCCUACCUUACUCUUGUCUCCAUCUCUGGCGUGCCAGUGGAAACCUCCCUCCGUGUUUACCGUCGCUACCUUCUCUUCGACCCUUCCCACAUUGAGGACUUCAUCGACUUCCUUCUCCGCUCCCAGCUAUGGCAGGAGGCCGCUGAGCGCCUAUCAUCUGUUCUCAACGACGAUUCCUUCCAUUCUAUCAAAGGCAAAACUCGCCAUCAGCUAUGGCUUGAGCUCUGCGACCUCCUCACACGCCACGCCACCGAAGUCUCCGGCCUCAAGGUCGAUGCAAUCAUCCGCGGGGGAAUUCGAAAGUACACUGAUGAGAUUGGCCGUCUCUGGACUUCCCUUGCCGAUUAUUACGUCCGCCGUGGUCUUUACGAGAAGGCUCGUGAUGUCUUUGAGGAGGGCCUUGCAAAUGUUGUCACUGUGAGAGAUUUUUCAGUCAUAUUCGAUUCUUAUGCCCAGUUCGAGCAGAGCGCCCUCGCUGCUAAGAUUGAGACGGCUGAAAACGGCUCAGAUGGCAGUGAUGAUGAUGGUGAUAAGAAUGGGAUCGAUAAACUUUCAAAGAAGUUUCUCGAAGAUUUCUGGUUGAAUGAUGAUGACGAUGCUGAUCUUAGGCUAGCAAGGCUGGAGAACCUCUUUGAUCGUCGGCCAGAGCUGCUUAACAGCGUGUUAUUAAGGCAGAAUCCACAUAAUGUGGAGCAGUGGCACAGGCGGGUGAAACUUUUUGAGGGCAACCCCACCAGGCAGAUCUUGACGUUCACUGAAGCAGUGAGGACAGUGGACCCAAUGAAGGCCGUGGGGAAGCCCCACACUUUGUGGGUUUCAUUUGCACGGUUGUAUGAGAACCAUAAUGAUCUAGUCAAUGCCAGAGUUAUUUUUGACAAGGCUGUACAGGUCAACUACAAGACAGUUGACAAUCUGGCAAGUGUUUGGUGUGAAUGGGCUGAGAUGGAACUGAGGCACAAGAAUUUCCAGGCAGCUCUUGAGCUUAUGAGAAGGUCUACUGCAGAACCCUCUGUUGAAGUCAAAAGAAGAGUUGCUGCGGAUGGUAAUGAACCUGUGCAGAUGAGGUUGCACAAGUCCUUGAGACUCUGGAGCUUUUAUGUGGAUCUGGAAGAGAGUUUAGGAACACUGGAAAGUACACGUUCUGUUUAUGAGAGAAUUCUUGAUCUGAGGAUUGCUACUCCCCAAAUUGUAUUGAAUUAUGCAUUUCUCCUUGAGGAGCACAAGUAUUUUGAAGAUGCAUUUAAGGUGUAUGAAAGAGGCGUCAAGAUCUUUAAGUUCCCUCAUGUGAAAGAUAUAUGGGUCACAUACCUUUCAAAGUUUGUGAAGAGAUAUGGAAAGACUAAACUAGAGCGGGCAAGGGAACUUUUUGAGCAUGCAAUUGAAAAGGCACCUGCACAAGAUGUGAAGCCGUUAUAUUUGCAAUAUGCUAAACUGGAGGAAGACUACGGGCUAGCAAAACGGGCAAUGAAAGUCUAUGAUCAGGCUGUAAAAGCUGUCUCUGAUGGCGAAAAACUGAGUAUGUAUGAGAUCUACAUUGCUCGUGCUGCUGAAAUCUUUGGCAUUCCAAAAACAAGGGAAAUUUAUGAGCAAGCCAUUGAGUCUGGCCUUCCGGAUAAUGCUGUUAAAACAAUGUGCAUGAAAUAUGCUGAACUUGAGAGGAACUUGGGAGAGAUUGAUCGUGCUCGUGCAAUUUUUGUAUUUGCAUCACAGUUUGCUGAUCCACGUUCUGAUUCUGAUUUCUGGAAGAGGUGGAAUGAUUUCGAAGUUCAGCACGGUAAUGAGGAUACAUUUAGAGAGAUGCUUCGCGUUAAACGCAGUGUCUUAGCUAGCUUUAGUCAGACUCAUAUGAUCCUUCCUGAAUAUUUAAUGCAAAAAGAUCAGAAAUUGAACCUAGAAGAAGCAGUGGACACUCUCAAGAGGGCAGGAGUUCCUGAAGAUGAAAUGGCUUCUUUAGAAAGACAAUUGGCCUCUUCAUCUGCUGACUUGUCUGUUAAAGAUGAAAGCAGAAUGAUGAACUUUGUAAGCGCUGGAGUGGAGUCACGGCCUAACAAUGAGAAGAAGGUAAAUGCUAACAGUGAGGAUAUCGAGUUACCAGAAGAAAGUGAUUCAGAUGAUGAGAAAAUUGAGAUAGCUCAAAAGGGUGUACCCGCUACUGUUUUUGGAGAGUUGGCACACAAAGUUACUUUAGAUAAGGAGAAAGAUGCUGUUUCUGAGGAAAAUGGGGCGAAUGCUCCUUUAGGUGCCCUCGAGAGAAUAAAGAGACAAAGAAGGCAGUAGUACAUCAUUCUAAUAAUAUUUAGAGUUUCAGAGUACAGUUUGAGGGAUGCUUUUGAUUUUUAAACCACCGGAAGUGCAUAGUUUAUGCUCUGAUCUGUUUGAUCAACUCCAAAUGCUAAAUUAUUCAGGGCUGAAUUUGUCCAAGCCAAGCUGAUUUGAUGGAUAUUUCCAUGUUUACACUCAGAAAUGCUGAGAAGAAAAUGACUCAUCUAUUCCAGGUAUAACAGGGCACCGCUAUUUUUUAUAAGAAAUGCUUUUAUAACCCAGCACUAAAAGCAAGAUAUUUAUAUUUUUGUUAUAAUAUGGAACUCGAAUACCAUCUUCAAUGUUCCUUCUCUGAAGUGGAUGCUGAAAGCUAUCCACCAUAUUAUAUUCUGGAGCAGUACUUAUACGUCACUGGCAUUAAAACAAAAUGCGGAAGGUAUGGACAUUGCUAACGAAUUGUGGAAGAAACGGGAUUCAGGUUUCUCAUUCUAUCCUUUAUUCAUUUAAUUUCCCAUUGCCCCUAAUUUUCUCGGAGGCUCUUUGCAGUGGGAGAUCUGCUGUUUAAAAUGGUUAUAAUGUUUUGAAUUUCCGAAAAGCAUCUUCUUCGCUUUGUGGGAUCUUGAAUUGAUUCCACCUUUCUGUCACGCAAGCCUUUCCAGCCUUUGUUUGGCUUUGAGGUUCGUGCAACUUUUCUUUUAUCGAUAUCUUGUGCUUAGUAUGUCUUGUGCAAGUUUUCUUUUAUCGCAAGCUCUUUGCAGUGGGAGAUCUACACCUUAAUGAUUUCAAUACUAUCAUAAUUCAAUUGUCGUCUGUUGAAAUUGAUUUUGAUGAUCUUGAUACGUGCGUUGAUAU
This is a messenger RNA of Phalaenopsis equestris, 3863 nucleotides long. RefSeq names its product pre-mRNA-splicing factor SYF1. The record is from RefSeq and is a predicted model, not a curated record. Gene Ontology annotation, cellular component: Prp19 complex; U2-type catalytic step 2 spliceosome; post-mRNA release spliceosomal complex. Bases 288 to 3026 code for a protein of 912 amino acids. NCBI's taxonomy places the organism in Eukaryota, Viridiplantae, Streptophyta, Magnoliopsida, Asparagales, Orchidaceae. Gene Ontology annotation, molecular function: protein binding. Gene Ontology annotation, biological process: generation of catalytic spliceosome for first transesterification step; mRNA splicing, via spliceosome. The transcript is spliced from 10 exons.